Messenger RNA from Fukomys damarensis (Damara mole-rat), 899 nucleotides. It is a transcript of the gene Mrps10, whose product is annotated as mitochondrial ribosomal protein S10. NCBI's taxonomy places the organism in Eukaryota, Metazoa, Chordata, Mammalia, Rodentia, Bathyergidae. The record is from RefSeq and is a predicted model, not a curated record. The coding region runs from base 50 to 655 and encodes 201 amino acids. The transcript is spliced from 7 exons. Gene Ontology annotation, cellular component: mitochondrial small ribosomal subunit; mitochondrion.
UGACGGAGGCACCAUAACCCGGAAGCGAUCCUGGGAGGUCGGGAGCAAGAUGGCGGCGCCGGGGGCUCUUCAGGCUGUGAGGGGCACCUUCUGGCAGGGCUUGAGGAAUCUGUGCAUACCCAGCUCUAAGAGCAGUGCAACCAAGAGCAGUGGAUUUCUUCUCAGUACCAGCAAGAAGUGGGUCCAGUUUUCAAGCCUACACAUCAGUGUUCCAAAGGAUUUGGCCAAACCUACGAUAACUGUUUCUGACAAACCAGACACAUUAUACAAACGCCUGUCAAUUUUAGUAAAAGCCCAUGAUAAGGCUGUACUGGACAGUUACGAAUACUUUGCCGUGCUUGCUGCUAAAGAACUCGGUAUAUCUAUUAAAGUACACGAGCCACCAAGGAAAAUCGAGCGAUUUACCCUUCUCAAAUCUGUGCAUAUUUUCAAGAAGCAUAGAGUACAGUAUGAAAUGAGAACACUCUAUAGAUGUUUGGAGUUAGAACACCUCACUGGAUGCACGGCAGAUGUCUACUUGGAAUACAUUCAGCGAAACUUACCCGAAGGGGUUGCCAUGGAAGUAACCAAGACGCAAUUAAAACAAUUACCAGAACACAUCAAGGAGCCAAUCUGGGACACAGUAGCCAAGGAGAGAGAAGCGAGCAAGUCCUAAGGCUCCAGCCACCUGGAUCCUGCAGGAAGAGGUGAGCAGGCAGAGACUGUGUUUGCACAGGACAGGAUCCAAGUGCGCCCCGCUCCCCCUUGGAGUCUGCUGGCCCUGAUCAGCUUCGAGCGGAACAUGAGCUUUUGUGACAGAUGGAACUGUAGCAAGAGGACCAUGCUGUCUGUCUCUGUCUAUCGUGUCAUCGUUUCUGUUGUGAUUUUGAACAAACAAGAGUAAACCGUUUAGUACUCAA